AUGUCUGUUCCAGCAGACGAAACUGUGGGGGACCUGCCUGUGAGAGAUGUAGGUCUAACUCUAACUGGAACUGGAGGAUUACAAGAAUCAUCAACUACACAGAAUGUAAAAGCUCGACAAGCUGUAUCACGCAUCAGUCGAGAGGAACUAGAAGACAGAUUUCUUCGUUUACGUGAUGAGAACAUCUUACUCAAACAGCAUGCAAAUAAGCAAGAGGAGAAGAUUAAAAGAAUGGCCACCAAGUUAAUACGGCUUGUUAAUGAUAAAAAAAGGUCUGAACAGGUUGGUGGCGGCCCCAAGCGGCUGGGUCAGGCUGUGGAGCUGGAAGAAAUGAUUGAGCAUUUGCAAGAGAGAGUUCGUGAGCUUGAGAAACAAAACGAGAGCCUCCGCAGCAAACUCAUUUCAACUAAACAGCAGCUCCAGAUUCAAGGCCAUAGGCCUUGUCCGUACAGCUAUGUUCAAUCUCGUAUUAACACUGGUCUCAAAAAAGUGAGUGAAGCUGCUGGCAUGCCGGAGCACGCAAAGAAAGGAAUGAGAUUUCAGGAUUUAGAAGUGAGGUCACCUAAUCUUGUGCUCCCAAGAUAUGGACAGAGUCAGCUCGAGGAUCAAAGGGCUGAAAUAAGAAAUUUGGAGACUGUGAUUGAGUCCCAAAGGGAACACAUUGAUGAACUAGAACAUGCCAGAGAGGUACUUGUGAGUCAGCUAAGAAGGAAAGAAAAGGAAAUUGAAGAAUCCAUCCUACGGCUGAAAGAGCAAGAAACAACAAGCCAAAGGCUAAACAUUCGGGACAAUGUGGAAAUGAUCAAGGUCCAUAAGCAGCUGGUUGAAAAAAGCAGUGCUCUUUCAGCAAUGGAAGGAAAAUUUCUCCAGCUUCAAGAGAACCAAAGGAACUUGAAGAUGAGCCAUGAUGCUUUAAUAGCAAAAGGUGAUGAACUGAAUCUACAGCUUAAAGAGGAGCGGUUAAAGUGCCUCCAUCUUGAAAAAGAAUUGCAAUCAGUGACUAUUUCAAACCUAAGGACAGAGGAGUUACAGGAAAGAAUAAAUGAUCUAGAAAAAGAGAAGGAACUCUUGAGGGAAAACUAUGAUAAGCUGUAUAACAGUGUCUUCAGUAUGACCCAUGAACAGCAAUGGAUAUUAAAGGAACAGCAACUGAAACUGCAAAUUGCUAAACUAGAGACUGCUAUCAAAUCUGAUUUAGCAGACAAAAAUGAAAUCCUUGACAAGAUCAAAGUAGAAAGAGACCAAAAGGAAAAGCUGAUGCAAGAGAACAAAGACCUGCAGUUAUGCUACCUGGAACAUAAGCAACAACUAGAUGAACUGAAAAAUCACAUGAAGUUUUUGACCAAGGAAAGUGAUAUUGAUGUGGCAGAACUCAGUGAAGCCCUCUUGCUUAUAAAGGUUCGAAAGCAGCAGAAGAAUGGGGACCUUAUGUUUUUGGAAAAAGUAGAUGAUGAUAUCCAUAAAGAUUUAGAACAUUCCAUGCGGGAGCUGCAAUUAACACACGCGGAAACAGUUCAAGAACUUGAAAAGACAAGGAAUAUGUUAAUUGUGCAGCACAAAAUUAACAAAGAUUACCAGACUGAAGUAGAAGCAGUGACACAAAAGAUGGAAAGUCUACAGAAAGACUAUGAGUUAAAACUGGAACAGUACGUCCAUCUUCUUGAUAUUAGAGCUGCACGCAUCAGGAAACUAGAAGCCCAACUAAGAGAUAUCGUCUAUGGUACAAAACCGCAUAAAUCCAGACCAGAAAUAUUGCCAGGUGAUCCAGUGGAUGAAUUUGAUGAAACUUUACAUUUAGAAAAAGGAGAGAACCUUUUUGAAAUUCAUAUCAGCAAAGUGAUUUUCUCUUCUGGAGCUAUGCAUGCUUUUGGUGACCAAGAACCUGCAACUUUUUGUACUUAUGCAUUCUAUGACUUCGAAAUUCAGACAACCCCAGUAGUUUAUGGGUAUACCCCAUCAUAUGACUUCACUUCUCAGUACCUUGUGCAGGCUGAUGACUGCUUCUUGCACUAUAUACAGCAAAACAGUAUCACACUUGAGCUUCAUCAUGCAUAUGGCACAGAUUAUGAAACAGUUGCUGCAUGUCAACUGAAGUUCCAUCAAAUCUUGGAAAACAAUGGGAAGAUCUACAGCACAGCAAAUUUACUUGGAAUCAAAGGAAACAUUCAAAAUUAUGGUACUGUAGAAUACUGGAUCAGGUUAAGAGUUCCUAUGGAUCAAGCUAUUAGUCUCUACAAAGAGAGGUCAAAGGCUCUGGGGUAUAUAACAUCAAAUUUUAGGGAACCAGAAAUCAUGGAAACAUGAACUCAGCAGAUACUCAGAACUGCCCAAGUCAGCACUUCAACAGAUGGCAAUUUAAAUGAACUCCACAUCACAAUAAAUUGUUGUAACAAUCUACAAUCCCGAAAAAAACAUCUUCAGCCAAAUCCUUAUGUUGUCUACAAGUUCUUUGAUUUUGCAGACCAUGAUACUCCCAUCAUUCCUAGCAGCAACAACCCACAAAUAGAUGACCAUAUGUGUUUCCAAGUGCCAAUGAAUGCAGAGGUAGACCGAUACCUAAAAUCAGAAUCCUUAACCUUUUAUGUAUUUGAUGAUGGUGAAACAGAAGAAGGUGCUUAUGUAGACAAUGUGCCUCUUAUUUCUUUAGCACAUGACAGAUCUAUCUCAGGUACUUUUGAACUAACGGAUUCUGAAAAACAUGCUACUGGUACCAUCACAGUUGAAUUAAAAUGGAAGUUUGUCUACCUACCACCAAGUGGAUCAACAAUGGCUGCAGACCUAGUGAAUUACAUUCAAAAUGAAAAAUCAAUGGCAACUAAAUUACUAGCAGAGGAAAAAACGCAGACUCCAGCCAUGUCUCCUUCUUUUACUUCAUCAAAACCAACACCCAAACCAAGGCAGCGUGCAGCUCAAGCAGACAAGAAAGUAUCUUUUCUGGAUCUUAGUGCAACACAGAUGGCAGUAAGUUUUAAGCUAGCAGAUAAUAAGGUGAAGGAGAUGGCUGAAGAAAUUCACCAGGAAAAAGAGGACCUCUCACAUCUGUCAGAGGGGCAGUUGGCCGACCAGAGCUCAGUUACCUCUGGAGAUGAGACAGAAAUAACUGAAGAAUUGGACCCAGAAGAAAAUGAUGCCAUUGAAUCAAUAAUAACUGACAGCGAUGACUGUAUUGUUUCAAGUCCAGUAUCCAAGAAUAUUAAACAGGCAACUGAAAAAAUCCGGAUUGAAAUUAUAUCGCUUGGUCUUACUGAGUCACGAAUUGCAUCAGAUGAAACAAUACAGCAGCUGUUUGUAGAAUGCAGAUUAUACAAUUUUCUUGCAGAGGAGACCCCACUGUCACUUCCAAAACCAACAAGUGGUCAGAGGAUUCACUAUAACUAUAGCAAUGUGAUACAUGUGGAUAAAGCAAAUAAUCGUGCAAGAAGAGAGUAUCUCAAGUCUAUGCUUCUAAAGCCAGAUCUACAUACUGACAGCCUACGAUUUACAGUGGUCAGUGAUCCCCCAGAAGACGAACAGGAUCUUGAAUGUGAAGAUAUCGGUUUCGCUUAUGUCAGUUUGAGAGAGAUAUUCCAGAAGCAAAGAGAUGUCAUUGAGCAAGAUAUUGAUGUUUUCGAUUCACAAGAUGAUAGUGCAGUAAUUGGAAAGCUCAAAGUAACAGUGGAAGCCCUCCAUGCGCUGCGUUCAGUCUAUGAGGAAUGCAAAGAUGACUAGGAGGCAUGA
Nipponia nippon (crested ibis) is the source of this 3717-nucleotide messenger RNA. NCBI's taxonomy places the organism in Eukaryota, Metazoa, Chordata, Aves, Pelecaniformes, Threskiornithidae. The record is from RefSeq and is a predicted model, not a curated record.